ACCUUGAUUCGUCAAUGCAGCAAUUUCCAUUUCCCCUCUUUGCCUGAAUAUCUCUCUUAUCGGCGGAAAUACCCCCAUCGACGAGUUUUAAUUUGCAUUUCUCCUCGAGGCCACGAGAGGCCACGAUCAGCGGCAGCGUCAUGCUGCCCAGAGCGGGAGCCAAGAGAUGGAACACGGAGUUUUUGAGCACACAGCAUUGGCGUUUUGCCCUCUAUCUGUCUGGGCUUUUGAGUGGGCGGCGUGGCUACAGUCGUUUUUGGGACUAUCUAUCAAUUUUUUUUUGUUUUAUUACCCCAUACCAUCCAACAAAGUCGUUAUCGACCCUGAUAUGCUUUAGGGUGAGGGAGAAACCUGAGAGACCAUAGACAGAAGAAGCAUGCUUGAGUUUAGAGGUUGGUUGGCUCGGGGCUUUGCAUUGGU
Messenger RNA from Canariomyces notabilis, 420 nucleotides. RefSeq lists its product as uncharacterized. The coding region runs from base 141 to 365 and encodes 74 amino acids. NCBI's taxonomy places the organism in Eukaryota, Fungi, Ascomycota, Sordariomycetes, Sordariales, Chaetomiaceae. The record is from RefSeq and is a predicted model, not a curated record. The transcript has a single exon.